Messenger RNA from Colletotrichum phormii, 714 nucleotides. RefSeq lists its product as uncharacterized. The record is from RefSeq and is a predicted model, not a curated record. The coding region runs from base 179 to 487 and encodes 102 amino acids. The transcript has a single exon. Lineage: Eukaryota; Fungi; Ascomycota; Sordariomycetes; Glomerellales; Glomerellaceae.
AAGGAAGAUCCUUCACUGUUUCCUUCUCAUUUGGCUUCACUGACAAGAUUAGUCCUGGGACAGGCCGGGUAUGGCAUUUCCAAUUCUUCUCGCCUCCAGUCAAGGGUAAUCACAGGGCACGGCCAGCGAUGGGAAGUACGCAGUGAAUAGGCUCAUCGUGCCGACAAAUGCCACGAGUAUGACAGGCGACAAUACAGGGGUAGCAACGCACACGUCCAGUUCUAAUGAUGUCUAUGCAGAAGAAACCGCUAUUGCUUCUCCUGGGUAUUGGAUGGUUCAGUUCGAACCCCUCAUCUUGGCCGCCACGGGUGGUGGCGGAACCCAGGCACACAGCAGAGCACUUCAGGGGUAUGCCUCCAGCGCCCGUCCUGAGAUACCACGAGGGACGAGCAUCGCGACUGCUUCCUUUCUUGGUACCCCAAGGAGAGGAACAGGUUUUCCGUCAUACUACGCUAGUAUUGUCGCUCUGCCCGAUGCGUUGGAUUGAACUUGCGGCGUGAUUGGCAUCCUUCGCGGGGAAUGCAGACCAAUAUAGCUGCGUUCCUUGGUGCCAGUGGCAUCCUCCACAUCCCGACGACUCAGUGAGGGCCGAUUCUGACAGAGACAAAUAACCGUAUGGAAGCAAUUAUCCAAGAAAAGAGACAUGUUUCGGCAAAGGGACUCGAGUAUGGCAAACGCCCUGCACCAUUGGUGUACCACGCGCCUUGGCGAGCG